CCGCUGUGCACACGCAAGUGGCUGAGUUACAAAGGAAAAUACAACUAUUAGCAGGCCCUGGAGCACCUGGACCACCAGCUGAGUGAGAAGGUGAAGCAGCUAAAUGCUCUGAGGCACCAAGUGAGGUUGCGGCAGAAGUGGCUGGAGGAGCUCCAGCUACAGCACAGUCUGCGUGAGCUGGUGGUGACAGAGGCACAAGAUGGCGACACUGAGGUGGCUAAGACCUUGCGGAACCUGGAGAACCGUCUGGAGAAGGCCCGGAUGAAGGCAGAGGAGGCAGAACACAUCACCAGUGUGUACUUGCAACUCAAGGCCUAUCUACAGGAGGAAAGACUUCACUUGGAGAACCGUCUGGACUCCAUGGAGGCUGAGGUGGCAAAAACCAAACACGAGCUGGAGGAACUGCAUGUGGUGAACAAGGAGGCACUCGAUGCCCGGGACAGCGCCAAGAAUCAGUUGCAAUAUAUGGAGGAGACCGUGUUCCGAGAGCGGAAGAAGCGUGAGCGCUAUGUGACUGAGUGCAAGAAACAGGCAGAAGAGAGAAAACUGCAGACCGAACGCAUGGAGCGCAAGACCCAGCGAGAGCAUUUGCUGCUGCAGUCUGAUGAUACGAUCCAGGACAGUCAGCGGGCCAAGGAGGAGGAGCUACAGCUGCGCUGGAACAUGUACCAGAUGGAGGUGCUCUUCGGCAAGGUCAAGGACGCCACUGGGGUGGCUGAAACACAUGCGGUGGUGCGGCGGUUCCUGGCACAGGGCGACACCUUCACGCAGUUGGAGAUGCUCAAGAACGAGAACAAGCAGGUGCUGCUGAGGCUGAAGCAAGAGAAGCAGCAACUGCAGCAGGAGCUUGAAGACCUCAAGUACUCAGGGGAGGCCAGGCUGGUCAGUGAACAGAAGCUGCAGGCGGAGUUGCAGGGUAGCCUCAAGGCAGAGGAGCAGAGAAGGACUGAAGCCCAGAGCGAGCUGGAGCAGGCCACACGAGCAAUGCAGAUGCUGCAAGAGGGCCUGGAGCACCUGGUGGGCAAGCUGGAGCACAUCACAGUGGGUAGCCAGGUCCCUGAGGACGACCCACUCAGAACCACCCAGGACUUAAUAAGCAGUGCAGCCCCUCAGGAGGCCAGUCACUCCACUAGGAAAGAGCUGGGUCCCAAGGCAGGUGACUAUCUGCCCAACCUGCUGGGCCUCUUGGAGGAAAAGCUGCUGAAGCUGCAGACGCAGCUCGAGGGACUCAACGUGCAAGAGAUGCUGGACCACAUUGCAGAUCGUGAGUUUUUCUCCAGCCUAGAGGGAAGACUGCCCACAUACAACACCCGCAUCACCCUGCCCCUUGCCGGUCCCAAGGACAAGUUCUUCGACGAAGAGGAGACGGAGGAGGAAGACAACGAUGUGGUAACUCGAGAGGAGCUCAAGAUCCGUUCCCAGAAAUUAAUCGAAUCUCGCAGCAAGAGGCGCAGUCGCUCUCGGAGGCUCUAGACUCUCCUCCCUCUUGCCCACCUGGUCCGGGCGCCAGCGGAGCUCCCAACCCCUCUGGGCGCAGCCACCCACACUCAGGGCCCCUUCGAGGGCCGAGCAAGGCCUGGGAACAGGUAGAGUGGGCCAUCGGAGCCCAGAGUAAAUAUCCCCAGGCAACUGUGCCGACCUUGGAAUCACGAAAUAAAGGUCACCGACCAG
Phyllostomus hastatus (greater spear-nosed bat) is the source of this 1671-nucleotide messenger RNA. It is a transcript of the gene ODAD3, whose product is annotated as outer dynein arm docking complex subunit 3. Gene Ontology annotation, cellular component: cilium. Lineage: Eukaryota; Metazoa; Chordata; Mammalia; Chiroptera; Phyllostomidae. The record is from RefSeq and is a predicted model, not a curated record. The coding region runs from base 262 to 1473 and encodes 403 amino acids. The transcript is spliced from 11 exons. Gene Ontology annotation, biological process: outer dynein arm assembly; cilium movement.